CUCAACAAAUUGAGACUUCCGGUGGAUGCCUUUGCGAUAAAUAAAAAAAUAAUAAUAAAUAGCUCUACCACCUGUCAACGCUUUGACACCUGAGGGCUGGGCUGUCUUCACACUCUCUUAAAUGUAGUGCAUAAAAAGAACUAUCGAUGGUUGAUAUUCUGGUGACUAAAAUGGUGGACAUUAACGCAUUGCCGCCUCUACCAAAAUGUUUUUCAGAGAUGGAGAUCUCAAAUUUGAACGUUCCAUCUCAGAAUGACGACCUCUACCAAAACUCUGAAGAUCAAACCCUUAUGAAUGGUCAGAUUGAGGAUUCUAAAAAAGAGGACAUCUCUCGAGUGAAUGGGGUCGUGGAAGAGUCAGGGGGCGAAGACAAACUACGAUCACCAUAUUCGAGGUUAAACCAUGCUUUGUCAAAACUGAAAGAAGAAAUGACAGGGUUAAGGAGACUAGAUGUUUCUCUCCUGACACAGUUGAGGUCGCUGAAUGAUGCCAUACAGGAAUACAAGUUGGCUUUUCAAGAUCGUUUCUCCGAAACUAAUUCUGAAUACUCAUGGGGAAUGAACAGUCGUACAAGUUCCAUGUGCAGCAUUGACGAAUGUGAUGACUGGACAGAAGAUAUUCCCAUGAAACUGGACCACGGACAGAUAGGGAGUUCUCUACACAGUAGUACAUCGAGCCUACUUCAGCAGAUCAACGAACUCAAAGAGAGAGCGGAGUCUGAAUUUUAGUGCCAAUAUAUUCAAUGUAUUUAGGAGUUAGGGUUAUAUGGACCGUGGAUAUCAGCCUGUAUAGCUCUGUGGUUAGAGCACCUGACUAGUAAUGCAGGGAUCCCUGGUCCAGCCAUAAAUUUUGUCCUUUCCUGUAUUACAUAUGGUGCUGUUUACCACACCUGGACCUCAGGUGGAAGUCCUGCCAGGGGCAAAAAGAAUCUGGAUUGUGCGUCUUCGAUGGCGAAGACAAUUGAAGGAGGGAGGAAAGUGUAGUUAGGGUUAUAUGGACCGCGGAUAUAGGUCUGGAUAGUUCAGUAGUUAGAGCACCUGACUAGUAAUGCAGGGGUCCUGGGUUCGAUUCCCAGUCCAGCCUUUCCUAUAUUAUACUAAAACCAUGAGAUAGGGUCAUCCUGUUGACACUUGUCACUCUGUUGACUUUAUCAGAUGUACAAGCAUAGAUAAAUAUCAAAAAUACGUACUACAAACUAACUCUUCUCUCAGUGAUGACAUCAUGUAAUGACUGAAUACUUGGGCUUGUUUGUAUGAAAAGAAUAAUCAUUACCAUAAUUAUCUCCGCAUUGCAAAAUUAAGGCACUGUGAUUACAAUCAUUGGAGAGAAAAAUAUAAUGUAGAAUAGAAUUAAAUGAUAAAAAAAAUUAUAGAACCAUCCAUGAUAAAAAAAAUUUGAUAUUCAGCAUCUGAAGUUUUAGAUAAAGUGUGCAGCCAAACUAGAACAACACAGGUGGUAUAUAUGUACAUCAGUUUUAUUUGUAGCAUGUUUCUUUGAUAUAUAGUUUUGCUUUUAAUGGAUUCUAUAAACAAUUGUUUUUUUAUAAUAUAUAUACUAUGGUAACUUGGUGUACAGGGAGGGUAAAAUUUUUCCACCUUAUUGAAAUUUAUGGUGUAUGUAUCGGAAGCAAUUAGCAAAUAAUCUUUUUUAAUAAUAAGUGGACAAAAAAGAUUUUUUUGUUUGUUUGAAAGGUUGUACAAUUUUGUCUCAAUAAUAUAUACACUUUACAUGAUAAUGCUAGUCACGGUUAGUGAACUUGCAAGAGCAGUCUUAGUAUUUACAAUCCAACGUUGCAUUUAUUUUUCCUUCAUAUUUUUAGGUGUAAUCUUUGAUCAAUUUAUUACUGUUAUGUGCAGAACCAAUCUGAUUAAAAUCAUAUCUUUGAUCCAUUCUCAAUUUUAAUAUGUUGCUAAACCUUGCACAUAGUGAACUAUGUGAGUGAAUCAAAGGAUUUAAAUUUAUUCAGAGGUGCUGCAAAUACUUUUUAAAAUCAUGACUUUAUGAUAUUUAGUUUGAUAUGCAUUGCCAGUUACAUUUGCAAGGAGCAGAUCAUGACAGAUUAUUUUUCUCUGCAAUCAAUAUAUUUAAUAGGUUUAGUUUAUUUUUAUGCCACCUGAGUAACUCAGAUGACCUAUUGCUAUUGGUCUGCAUCUGUUGUCUAUUGAAAAUUGAACAUUUUUAACUUCUUGAUAAUUACCAUUCCAAUUCUUUUCAUCUUUGGUAUGGAACAUCUUUGGGACAAGGGGGACAUAAAUUGUAAAUUUCACGACUCCUGCACCUGGGGACCUUUGGAGAGGGGUGAAAAACUGCCAAAAUUUGACAAAUUUUCAAUAACCUUUGCAACCACACAUCUAUAAGAAAAUUAAAUGCAGUCAUGUUGAGCAGGAAGACCUCUACCAAAAUUGUAAAUGUCAUGAUCCCAAGGGUGGAGGUUCUGACUUUUGGGCAUGGCUGACUUGGUAAAUAGUGUUUAUGUGUAAACAUUUAAUAUCUUAUUUAAUGCUAUUGAUUCUAAAUUGAAACUAAAUGGAUAUUUAGAAGGAUCAGGUAGCUCUUUACCAAAAUUAUAAGUUUCAUGAUGCCAGGGGUAGGGGUUUUGGUUCCAGGGUGGGGCCAAAAUGGUCAUAGUGAUUCUUGUCUUUAUCAUUUGAAAGACUCUUCUUUAAUUUUGCUGAUACUAUAUAAAACCAAAUGCAUGUUCAGGAAGAGGGAUGUACCAAAAUUGCAAAUUUUGUAACCACAGGAUUCUGACUUUAGUGCCUGUCCAAAAUAGCUGUACAGUGUUAAUAUGACAUAAAUUAUACUAUGUAAAGUCUUUCAUCAGUAUGGUAACUUUUGUGUUUUAAGAACACAUCUUCUUUAAUACUGCUGCUGAAUAUUAGAAUUUGGCUUCGAUAUGCAGGACAGGAAAAUUAUUAGAUUUCAGAGCCCUUGGAGCUAAGUGAUACUUUUAACUGAUACUCAGGUGACAGAUAAAGCCUGUGGGCCUCUUGUAGUUAAUCUUUAUUUACUGGUAUUAAUUCUGACAUUUCAGUUAACUUAUCUGCAAGGUUUUCAAGAAACUGUGACAGCUGUAAGUGAUGUUUGAGGGUCCCGAGUAUUGCUACACAUAUUUUGACGCAUUUCGGUUUUUCUCAGUUUUCUCUUCAGUUGGAUACUCUUGGAAGUUGGUUUAAUGUAACCAGGAAAUGCAUUUCAUUUUAGUUUUAGCACGGUGCUCUGUUGAUUUUCCUUAGUGUUCCAGUCUUGAUCUCUGUUGUUAAGUUUAUCAUGCUAGAGUUCUUAAGGUGCAAAGACAUUGAUUCUGUACGGUUUUGUGGUGCCAGUCUCAGUUCAGCAAGUUAGCUUUCAUUUUUCAAGAUGUUUCAUUUAUUAAAUGUUGUCAGUACUGUACUUGCACUAUUUUAACAUAUUCAAAAUUUAGUGCAAUUGUGGGUAAUGGAUUGUGUGGAUUAAUCAGGAAAUGAGUGUUUUCGAUGAUCUUAGAUAUUGAUAUUAUGAUAUUAAUUCUUUCCAGUUGAUUAUAAAGCAGUGCAUUGCCUGCUUGAAAAAGACACUUGAAUAUAAUUACCUGUACUGCUAAUGCAAGUAAACAUACAGUAUGCUGUAAAACUGUAUACUGUAAAUCAUACACAAACAGUAUGCUGUAAAACUGUAUACUGUAAAUCAUACACAAACAGUAUGCUGUAAAACUGUAUACUGUAAAUCAUACACAAACAGUAUGCUGUAAAACUGUAUACUGUAAAUCAUACACAAACAGUAUGCUGUAAAACUGUAUACUGUAAAUCAUACACAAACAGUAUGCUGUAAAACUGUAUACUGUAAAUCAUACACAAACAGUAUGCUGUAAAACUGUAUACUGUAAAUCAUACACUAUGUUGUGCAUGUGUCAGUUACUGUUUGUUUGCACCAUAUUAAUUUUAUGAUAUACAUUCAAAAUAUCUAAAUGGCCAAUAAAAGUACCCCAAAAUAGUCAUACUAAGUACAAAAUAGCAGCACGGCACUACAGAUGAAUCCAUUGUGUGCACUUUUGUUGUUCAGUUGUACUGUCCUGUUUCUAGAGUUUUUGGCUUGCUUGUUCAUAAUGUAAACUGUGAUGUCAUUUACCUCAAUUUUUAGGGUCAAGGUUUGCUUUGUGGAUGCCAAAAUCUGACUAAAUUUUUUUAUGCCCCCAAGAUCAAAAAGAAAGAAUCUAAUGGUUUUCACCUGUUUGUCUGCAAUGUAAUUUACUUUAUGACUUUCGAAUUAUACACGACAGACACCAUCUAAUCCUAGAACAGAAAACAUCGGUCAAAGUUUUAUUGAAAUCAUGGUGAAGAUUUUUCAAAUUUGUGAUUAGAUUUAUACAUGUCAUACAUAUACUUCAUUCAAACCACACAAUGGGAUGCCAUUUCUUUCAUAAGUCUCCACGACAGAAUUUAAUUUGUGAAAUUUUUACUUCUGGAUCUGAUUUUCCCAGUUUUGACCUUGUAUGUAUAUUUUAAAAGUGUCUUACCUUCUUUUUUCAGUCCAUUAUAUCAUUAUUUUAAUUGCCCAUUACAUUUGCCAAUAAAAGAACAUGCUCUUCUUUGGACAGAAAAUAAAAAAGUACCCCAGAUUUUUAUCCGAUUUUUAGUAGAUGUUUGUUCAGAACGCCCCAUUAUGUUUGAUGUAAUUUGUUAGAUUAGUUGGAUUUUUUUAUGUUUGCACUUGUUUUAUCAAAUGCACUGUUUUUCUGUUUUUAAUUGCUGUGAUUACAUCAAGUGAUUACAUAUACUAUGUAUGAGUAUACAACUUCAUUUAUAGAUUGUAAUGUAGUACACCAUGUCAAAUUCAAUAUAUAUUGUGAUACCUUCUAGUAUUUCUGUUAAGGAAGGUAUAAAAGACCAUUUGUGUACACUUUGCCAGGAAAUUCAACUGCAGGCCCAUAGGAAGUGAUUUCAAAGUGUGAUUUGUAGGGGGGGGGGGGGGUCACAACAUUUUUCACAGAUCUCCCUGAAUUGAAAACACAAUGAUCCACUAAUUUUCCCCUCUCUAUUCCAGGCAUUCCUAUGGGCCUGAACUGAUAUGUUUUGUCUUAUAUGUGAAUUUAUAUUACUUUGUUGUUAAACAUGACUCUUAUCUUGAAAACUUGUGGCAUGGGCAUUUCAUAAAGAGAGAUACAAAUCAGAUAUACACAUUCUUUUUGCAGGUGUAGUAUCUUGCAUAAAAAAUCUUGGUUCCUUUUGAUUCCAAUAUUAAAUGUCACUGGAGGGAAGAUUCGGAAAUUCCCAGUAUUCAAGAUUUUUAGUAGUUUGCACAUCAUUAGAUUAGAUAACUAGACUGUUCUUCAUCCCCCAACCAAGAAAAAAAGGGGGGGGGAUAUAUUAUUUCUCUGUCAGUAACUUUAACAUUGGUCUUGACUUUUUAAUAUAAUGUAUCAAACACAUGUUGUUUAGAAUAUGCCCAUGUUGCAAAGGGUAGUCCACUCUAUGACACCUUAACUAUUGCAUUAAUGGUAUAUGAGACUUGUUAGUAAUGGCAUUUUCUUAAUAUUGUAUAUACAUGUACGUUAAAGUUAGUUACAAUUUAAUCAUAUUGGUUGUAUCUGUUGUACACCACAUGUUGCAGUUUUAAUUGGAUUCAGUGUGAAACGAUGGGCAUUUAAGUUGAUAUUUAUAUGGUGAAAUAUAUUUUUUUAAAAAAAGGUUUUGGGUCAGAUAGAGCAUUAAUGAUGAUAUUGCUUACCUUAAAAUAUUUUGUGGAAUUUCUCAAAUAUACAAAAGUAAUUUUAAUUUAAUUUUUUUUUUAAAACAUGGGAAUAAGCAGAAUGUGUUAAGUCUAUUGAUAUCUUUUUAAAACAUAAUAAAACAUUGUUUUGCAUUUUUAUCUUUUGAAGUAAAAAUAUUCCGAUUGGCUAUUUUAACUAUCAAUGUUUUAUUAGCAUAUUAUUAAUCAUUCUGUAGUAACAGUGAUGAAGUUGGAAUUGAUUGAUUGUGAUUCUGAUGCUUUUACCAGAAAACCAAACAACCCACAGUAUGUCAUUUAUGCAACUAAAUAGAAGCAUUCUCAAUAAUUUUCCAAAGAAGUAACCUUUUUGCUAACCUGACAAUGCAUUGUUUACAAAAAAUGUUUGUAUUUAAAUUUAAUAAACAAUAAGAGACCGUUUUCUCAGCCUUAACAAAGAGUUGUUUCCUAUGUGAGAAUGAGGUGCCUUAAUAACAAGUGUGAUAUUCCUUGUUAAUAAAUAAUGAACACAUCAA
Molecule: messenger RNA, 6221 nt
Organism: Ostrea edulis (European flat oyster)
Lineage: Eukaryota; Metazoa; Mollusca; Bivalvia; Ostreida; Ostreidae
Product: protein FAM89A-like
Exons: 3
Coding region: 147-728 (193 amino acids)
Source: RefSeq, a predicted model, not a curated record